Messenger RNA from Funneliformis caledonium, 998 nucleotides. The record is from the annotation of a GenBank genome assembly. NCBI's taxonomy places the organism in Eukaryota, Fungi, Glomeromycota, Glomeromycetes, Glomerales, Glomeraceae.
CACUAUAUCGUGAAUUUGGUUUGCCAAUAAUUAAUUGGAAAAAAACUUGGUUUCGCAGUGCACCAGAAGGAAUAUUCUUAAUUGAUCUUGGUUUACGUGAAUAUCCCACGCUUAAAACUAUCCUAGAAUUAGCCGCAUCAUCUGAACCAACGAUUCGAGAAAAGGCUCUUAAAUAUUUUAUUGAUAAUUUUAAUGAAAAAUAUUCUAGAAGUUAUGAUCCAGCCAAGACUAAAGUUGCCUUUUUACCCUGUUUGAGCCCGGGUAGUUACGCAAAGCCUUUAGAGUGUUUUAUUAACCCUGAAUGUACGAUCAUGAACUUCCAAGCUGUACGUCAAGAUUUACGGUUUAAAGUGCCACAGCUUGGUGUUCGUCAAUAUCCUAGUAUUGAAGAACUCAAAAGUAUGUUAACUAAUUCUCCACCGCAAGAUGUGAAUAAGGCGAAAGAAAUCUUUGAAUUUCUGGCCUCACAACGGGGAAGCUUUAAUUGGACGAUUCUUGCUAGUUACAAUUUUAUUCCAAUUGAAGAUAAAACUCGACCUAGUGGAAUAAAUCGUACAAAUCCACGUAAUUGCUACCUUAAUCGUUUUGAUCAAGAAGAAUGUUUAAAUGAUUUUUUUACAUUUAUCGACUUUGGGGAAAAGGCCAAUAAAUUUCUGGAAAGUUGUGGCGUAAGAACCAAACCAUCAUCAGUAGAAAUCGCCGAAUUGUUAGUGAAAUCAUCACGUAAUAUUUGGAAAUCCAUUGGAAAAUAUGAAACAUAUUUAUACAUUUUGAAUAGGAUUGCCGCUGAUUAUCGGUAUACAAUAAUCAAUCAACCAAAUUUGUUUGAAAAGAUGAAGAAGGCACCUAUUUUGGCGGCUAUAAAACAUGAUGGUAAUAAUAUAGAAUACCAAUUGACUUCAGCAAAUAAUAUUUUCAUAAAUGACGACGAAGCAUAUCAAAAAGUUUUUAAACCGCUGAUAGCUCCUGACAAUGACAAUCUGAAAACUAUGUAUAAG